AUUUUGUUACGGCUUUUCUUUGUGGGCUAUCAUUUUGGUUACUUAUCUAGCUAUCGACUCCCGGCCAACUUGUUUGGGGGUUUUUCCUUUAUUUCUUCACACAGAGAUUUUUUUCUUUCUUUUUGGUGAAUGAAAGCGAGGCCCUGAGGAGCUUUUUCCUAUUUUAAUUCUUUUCAACAUAUUAACUACUCUAUUCCCGGCAUAUCGCCUUCUCGCUGGAACGAUUUUAGUUUUCUAAUUGUGCCCUUGACCCGGUGUCUCGAGGUCUACGCCUUCUUACCCGACUUUGUGUUAUUGAUGUCUUUGAAUUAUAUACACUCCAGCCUGGAUUGCUGUUCGAGCUUUUCCACAAAAUGAAGCGGCCAGCGAAGUUAAGAGAAUUACGCCUGUCUCCCCAUUCGGUACCGUCACAGUCAAGUUCGGUUCUUUCCCGUGUGCCUUUGCUUCAUGGCAGUGGUGAUGGAAAUGGAGCGAGGUUGCAGCAUUGGACCGGGGGAGAUCAGGUCCCAGGGCUACUUAUUCCUCUAGCCUUUCUUUCUUCCCUACGUGCAAACCUUCAGAUCUGUGCCGCCGACCAAGAAGAUAUUUACAGUCCGUCCACUCCUAUAUCAAUUUUGAACACACCCAAAACACUCAACCCGUCUUCACGUUUCUCUCGACAUCCACUUUCAACGGAGCUUUCCUCCGAUGACGCAACUAUCCACAUAUCAUCAGACCCGGCGUGCUUAGAUGAGAAAACAAGCUAUGCUUCCGAGAUAGAUCCUCUACUUGCGGAUCUUCCCAUACAAAUAUCGCAGGCGACCACAGAAGAAGAUACUGCUGCAGCCCUCGAGCUGAUUGCAGAAAGCAUCUCCCAACAACGUCAAAUGGCGGCAAAGGCCAUUAUCUUCCACCCACUGAUCUUAGCAGUUUCGAUUCUUUUCUUCCUAACUAGUGUGAAAUUACUAUAUACCGGAUCGCUGAGCGAUGUGAUACUUAUGAUGAGUACAUGGGUCGGCUAUAGUGUCAUGCUCCUGCUCAUAAUCAAAUCCAUGCUACGGGGAUAUUCAGAUGUGAUUGAAAGAGUUGGAAGUUGGCCAUGGCUGUCGGGGAACUCGAUAACCGGUGCCUCGCACAAACGAGAUGAGAUCCUGGUGGCCAAGGAAAACGGCGAAGUGGUCGGGGUACUUGUCCUGAGAAUCGCAAAGGCGAUGACUUCUCCCGACAUGCUGGGCGUUCGACCAAGGUCAUCAAGGCGGAAAAGCUCCGCGAGGUGGACGGGUAUUAUUCGCGCGUGGACGGUUAAGAGGACGUAUCGCUUUCGAGGUAUUGGGACACGCCUUUUAACGGAUGUUGUGGCUAACUGUCGACUACGAACAUUGGACGGGCCGAUUUUCGCUGAUGAUCAUGCAAAUUCGGUAAAGCCACUACCUAUGAUGUUUAAUACUGUGUUUGAGAAGCAGGAGAAGUGGGCUCGGGCGUUUUUGGAGCAGAUUAUAUUGGCCAAGAGAAGUCGUUGAGCUUACGGAAUACACGAUGGAGACAUUUUUAACGCUCCUGGUUAUUAUCCCUUCGCGCA
Molecule: messenger RNA, 1558 nt
Organism: Coccidioides posadasii C735 delta SOWgp
Lineage: Eukaryota; Fungi; Ascomycota; Eurotiomycetes; Onygenales; Onygenaceae
Molecular function (GO): acyltransferase activity, transferring groups other than amino-acyl groups
Source: RefSeq, a predicted model, not a curated record